Molecule: messenger RNA, 5456 nt
Organism: Perca fluviatilis (European perch)
Lineage: Eukaryota; Metazoa; Chordata; Actinopteri; Perciformes; Percidae
Gene: ube3c
Product: ubiquitin protein ligase E3C
Exons: 24
Coding region: 189-3434 (1081 amino acids)
Biological process (GO): protein polyubiquitination; ubiquitin-dependent protein catabolic process
Molecular function (GO): ubiquitin protein ligase activity
Source: RefSeq, a predicted model, not a curated record
ACCGGAAACAGUAAAGUUGGCUGUUCCCUGUGUUGUGUUGAUUUCUAGAGAGAGGAGGGAAAGAAGACUUGACGUUUGGAUUAACCUAAUCUGCCUUUUCAGAGUUAUUGUGCCCGUUUCACACCUUAAUUCAAAAGCCAAAGAAAUUCGUGGCAACCUCUAAAUUAGUCAAUGGGAAAAAUCUAACAAUGUUUAGCUUUGAGGGAGAUUUCAAGACAAGACCCAAGGUAUCACUUGGAGGAGCAAGUAAAAAGGAGGAGAAAGCCUCUCUGCUGCACCGUACUCAAGAAGAAAGAAGAAAAAGAGAGGAUGAAAGAAAACGACUGAAGAAUGCCAUUAUCAUUCAGUCCUACAUACGUGGCUACCAGGACUUGAAACGACAGUAUGCCAUCCAGAGGGCCAGAUUUGACGAGUGUGUCAGCCAGACGCACGGAGGGGGAGCUCUGCAUGUCUUGGACGGUCCUGGUCUCUGCCUCUUAUCAAGACAACUCAUAUUUUUCUACAGACAGAGUGUGGACGCACAUAAAUUGAUAUGGUUGUGCCAGAAUCUGGUGAAACACAACGGUCAGUUUGUUAAGCUGUUGGUGGGCCCACAGAGACAGACAUGUAUGUUUCAGAUCAAGAGGAUUUUAGGCUUCUGCUGCAGACUUCUACAGAACUGCAAGGAUGACAGUUUAAAUGUGACGGUUCCCAUGCGGAUGCUAGACAUCUUUUCUUCAGAGAAAACCUAUCUUCCUGUUAUUCCAGAUGCUAACUAUGUAGCUUCGUUACUUGAGCAGAUUUUGCACUAUAUGGUACAGACUGGAUACUACAGGUCGCUGUAUAUUCUUGUGAAUCACAGGCUCCCUUCUAGUCUGGAGUACAGUGACUCUCCCUCUAUCCCUAUGGCAAGCACACUGUUGGAGCACAUCCUCAAACCUCUGCACUUUAACUACUCCUCCUGCACAACUGGCGCAAGGCAGUUUGUAUUUGCAGCCUUUACUGAGGAGUUUAUCUCUGCACCGUUCACCGAGCAGAUCUUUCAUUUCUUUAUCCCGGCACUGUCGGACAUCCGUCUCUCGUUUCCAUUCGAGGCCUUCUUGAGCUCCCUCCGGGCCACCAUCGGCUCCUCCUCAGCAGCACAGAGCCGGGCACCGUGGGUGUUUUACUUUGUCCUCUCUGCAGGGGAGAACUGCUUAGGCUCACUGUCAGAGGAGGGUCUCCUGCUGUACCUCCGGGCUCUGCAGACACUACUGCCGCUGCUGCCCGUGUCAGAGAGCAGCAGCAGGCCUGAAGUUACCAGUGACUCAGAGGAUGACGAUGAGAGUGGCAUCCAUCCAACACCCAAGCAGGAUGACAGCAGAAUCUCUGUGCAGCUGAUCACAGAAGAGUGUGUCCACAAGCUGGACACUAAGCAUCAGACUAACGCCCUGUUGAACCUGGUGUGGAGGGAUUCGGCCAGCGAGGAGGUUUUCACCAUGAUGGCAUCCAUCUGUCACACACUCAUGGUUCAGCAUCGCCUCAUGGUGCCAAAAGUCAGACUUUUGUACAGUUUAGCUUUCAAUGCACGUUUCCUGAGGCAUCUUUGGUACCUGAUAACUUCCAUGACAACAAAAAUGAUCACUGGCUCCAUGGUGCCGCUGCUACAGCUAAUCUCGCGAGGGUCUCCCAUGUCGUUUGAGGACUCCAACCGCAUCAUUCCCCUCUUCUAUCUCUUCAGCUCUCUCUUCUCCCACUCGCUUAUUUCCGUGCACGACAGCGAGUUUUUCGGUCAUGAACUGGAAGGUCAGACGCAGUCCUCCAUGAUGCCCUUCACGCUGUUAGAGCUGGUGACUCUGUCUCGCUGUCUGAGGGACGCGUGCCUGGGAAUCAUCAAGCUGGCCUACCCCGAGACCAAAACAGAGCACCGCGAAGAGUACAUGGCUGCCUUCCGCAGUGUGGGUGUCAAGACAAACACUGCGGUUCAGCAGCGGAUCCAGGCCGAGCAGAAACGCUGGGUACAGCUCUUCAAGGUCAUCACUAACUUGGUGAAGAUGGUGAAAGCUCGCGACAUUAGACGACCCUUCUGUCCAGCAGGUCACUGGCUUUCCGAGGAGGUCAACAUCCGCGCAGAUAAGGUCACCCAGUUGUACGUCCCUUCUGCGAGACAUGUGUGGAGAACGCGAAGGAUGGGCCGCAUUGGACCACUUCAGUCAACACUUGAUGUUGGUUUAGAGCCGCCACAGCUUUCUGUGUCGGAAGAGAGACAUCUGGCCAUCCUCACAGAGCUCCCUUUCGUGGUUCCCUUCGAAGAGCGAGUCAAGAUCUUCCAGAGGUUAAUCUAUGCUGACAAACGGGACGUGCAGGGGGACGGGCCAUUCCCUGAUGGCAUCAGUGUCACCAUCAGACGCAACUACAUCUAUGAAGAUGCCUACGAUAAACUCUCUCCAGAAAACGAACCGGACCUGAAGAAAAGGAUUAGAGUCCAUCUGCUGAAUGCUCACGGUCUGGAUGAGGCCGGCAUUGACGGUGGCGGCAUCUUUCGCGAGUUCCUCAAUGAGCUCCUCAAGUCGGGCUUCAAUCCCAACCAGGGCUUCUUCAAGACGACCAACGAGAGCCUGCUGUACCCCAACCCUGCUGCAGAGAUGCUGAUCGGAGACUCCUUUACGAGGCAUUACUAUUUUCUAGGCAGGAUCCUUGGAAAGGCGCUGUAUGAGAACAUGCUGGUGGAGUUGCCCUUUGCCAGUUUCUUCCUGUCCAAACUUUUGGGGACCAGUGCGGAAGUAGACAUCCACCACCUGGCAUCGUUGGACCCGGAGAUGUACCGCAAUCUCCUCUUCCUUAAGAGCUAUGAGGGUGACGUGGAGGAGCUGGGCCUCAACUUCACUGUGGUCAACAACGAUCUGGGAGAGGCUCAGGUGGUUGAGCUGAAGCUAGGAGGCAAAGACAUUCCUGUGACCACAGCAAACCGGAUAGCCUACAUCCAUUUGGUGGCUGACUACAGACUGAACAAGCAGAUUCGGCCUCACUGCCUGGCCUUCAGACAGGGCCUGGCCAAUGUGGUCAACCUGGAGUGGCUGCGCAUGUUUGACCAGCAGGAGAUCCAGGUGCUGAUAUCUGGGGCUCAUGUGCCAAUUUGUCUGGAUGACCUUAAAAAUUUCACAAACUACUCAGGCGGGUACACGGCCACUCACCCAGUCAUCCAGAUCUUUUGGGAGGUGGUCGAAAGCUUCACAGACGAGGAAAAGCGCAAGCUGCUGAGGUUUGUCACCAGCUGCUCCAGACCUCCACUGCUGGGCUUCAAGGAGCUUUACCCGGCCUUCUGCAUCCACAAUGGCGGCAACGACCUGGAACGCCUGCCCACGGCCAGCACCUGCAUGAACCUGCUCAAGCUCCCGGAGUUCUGCGACCAGCACCUGAUGAGGAACAAGCUGUUGUACGCCAUCGAGUCCUCCGCCGGGUUCGAGCUGAGCUGAGGAGGGCAGAGCUUCUCUGUCCCUGUUUCCAUGGACUGGACGCCACACAGAAAUGGCUUGGGAGAAAAAGACUUCAGACAGAGUAAAAAAAAAAAAAAAAUGACAGUAGGGAAAGCAAAUGAUGCACUGACCUGCCUGAUUUACUGUGUUUGUGUGUGUGUGUGUGUGUGCGUGCCAAGCCAGGGGUGAGGUAAUGAUCAUCUGCAGACUGAAGAAAAGGGGGUGCAAGGAUGAAUGGGUAGGAAGCCUUUUUUUAUCCUUGUUGCUUUUAAGUAAUUUAAAUGUUUAAUCACUUGUCAGAACCCUUUAGAAGAACAGUGCAACGGUUGAAUCUAGCAGGAAAUAUCACGCGCUGAAACAAAAACAAGAGUAGCAACUGCUCUCUUGUGUAAUCGAACAUGAUCACAUUUUUCACCAAAGAUUAAGUGGCAUCAUAUAAAAAAGGCAAAAUAGAGGGACUCUAAAGCCACCUUGUGGUGUGCCAAGGGCUGCAGGGGUGGAGGAGCUUUAUUGUGUAGCCAUCAUGCAUUUUCAUGUAGAGGUCAUCAAAACUCCAGUUCUUGCGAUUUCUCCUAUGAUUAUUAUUAUUACGAGUAAUAACUGUCAUGUCCGAUAACCAUACUGUAAGUGUGCACAUGCCAUCUGAAGUGUGGAAAUGGCUCAUAUUGCUGGACUAAAUUUGGGGGAAGUAUCAUAUUACUAUGGAUUUGUGAAUAUGUAUAUGUUUACAACUACUCUUGUAUUAUUCAUUUAUUCAGUAUUUGUACAGCUUUGUUUUUCUUUCCUUUCGUGUGAUGAAUGGAAGCCUCAUGUUUUCACACAUGCUCGUUAAGGUGUACAAUCUCUUCCCUGGUCAGCGCCCUGAAGUUGCUCUUAGGGAGCAACAACCGUGUCGCAUUGAUAAGGCUUACAAAUGAUUAGUGUACCAACAGGGUGAAAAGAGAGUAUGGAAAUAAAUAAACCCACUUUUCUUUUUGCAUUUUUCUUCCAUAAGUCUCUUUUCUUGUUGCUUGUAAUUUACAGUAAUGACCAAGUCAUAAAACAGUGCUUUGUGGAAAAAUCUCCUCCUGAGUUUUAUGGCCUCUGACAUAUAAUUAAAGAAACAUCCAGUUAAGAAACACUGAGCAGAACUAUUCUGGCCUUGAGAUGCAUUAUCGGGCUGAGCACAAAUUAAGAUUGUGUGAGUUUAUCAUAAAUCUGCCUGCCCUCUGAUGCAGUACAGCCAAGGAAGAUAUUCAUCCCUCUUUGGACUGAGUCCAUCUCCAUCCUCUCCUCCCUGCUGAAAAAGCCAACUUUGCUGCCCCCUCUUUUCCUCUCAGAGCCCGAACCCCUCGCAUCCGCUGGGCCAGGGAACUCAAUGUGAUAAUUGGGUCUUAAAAACCAGACUUGUCAUUGAAAUGAGGGAUUCAUCUCAAUUACUAUGAGAUUUAUUUAAGACUAUUACCUUGUGAUGGAUUAUAACUGACAAAGUUAAUGCAGGAUGUUAUGAAUCAUCCUCAGAGUGUAAUAUACUUAAGCGUUCUCAUAGACCUUUUAAGAGCUAAUUGAAGCUUUUAGGCUUGUUUAUCUUGGUGCAAAGCGAGGAAACAUCAAAAAUCACUUGAGGGUGGUUGUGGAUUGUAGCCUACUUUGCACCAGAUUACUUCAAAAGUGCCAUCAACUGUGCAUGCCUGGAAAGAGAGCAUUAAACCAGAUGCGUGUGUGCCCAACAUGUAAGCAUAUCUGACAAGUUAAUCAUACCUGAUUCAGUCUUCAAUGAACAAGUAACAAAUCAUCAGACAGAAUGACAUUCAUAGCUGCAGGUACUGCAUCAAAGAGAAAAUGUCUUGCACCCCUCUCUGGUUUUGUUUUGUUAUAACAGAGUGCCUUCUGGUGGUCAACCAGUGGUACUGCACGAAGAACAUUUUGAACGUUUACAGGCCUGUAUUUUGUACAUCUGUGGGCUGUGGGACACUUCAUGUCAAAUCAGGCACCUUCUUCUGCCAGUGCCAGCUUGUAAUAAAUGAAAUGGUGCAAACUACA